Molecule: messenger RNA, 1242 nt
Organism: Colletotrichum karsti
Lineage: Eukaryota; Fungi; Ascomycota; Sordariomycetes; Glomerellales; Glomerellaceae
Product: aromatic prenyltransferase
Exons: 1
Coding region: 1-1242 (413 amino acids)
Biological process (GO): alkaloid metabolic process
Molecular function (GO): transferase activity, transferring alkyl or aryl (other than methyl) groups
Source: RefSeq, a predicted model, not a curated record
AUGGGCACCAUUAACCCCACUACGGAAGAUCACCACUCAACAACUGCCCCUCACGAUCAAGGCACCAGGGAGAAAAAUAUCUACAACGAAGUCGACGUUUCGACCUCUUCUAAAGGCAAAGGGGGUCCUCUAGCCUCCUCAUGGCUCCCCACCUUUCACAGCACCCUAUCUUCCCUUCUACGAUGGACAGGCUCCUACCCGGGCCACAUCCAGGACUCUCAUCUCACAUUUGUGCGUGAGGCCGUCGUCCCCUGCCUCAAACAGCCUCCCACCACCGCUGACAGGCUGCGCUACAUUCUGACGCAUAACCACUCGCCGUACGAAGCAAGCGUCGCUUUUGCGUCUCACCAGACGCCAAAAGUGCGGUUCACGGUGCAGCCGCUGACGGAUCCUGGCGACGAUGACCCCUUGGGGCAAAAGGGACUGCGCCAGAAACUGGAGGGUCUGGCGUUUGCUUCUGAUGCAGACCGUACCUGGCUGACUGCCUUUAUCGAUUCUGUCUUCCUGACUGCCGAGGAGGAGAUAGGCUUGAUUGAAAAGGAGAUUAGUUACGGCAGGGCUGUGCCGCAGCAAGUAUGCUACGCCGGGUUUGAUCUCGAAUUCGACGAGGACACGAAUGGGAAAGCGGCUAUUGGUAUGAAGGCAUACCUGUUUCCGCAACUGCGAGCUCUCGCAACGGGCCGGCAGCCAGUGAAUAUCACUGAGUCUGUCGUGAAACGACUUGCCGGGGGCGAAGAGGGGAUGCUGGCAGCCUGGGAGUUGCUCAAAGACUUUCUCGUCUCCUACGGCGAGGACAACAUCAACGUUUACUUCCUCGCCAUUGACUGCCUGGCGCCACACAUGGAGCCGAAGCCUCGCUUCAAGGUGUACACCCACACACACGCCAACUCCCUCGCCUUAGCCCGUCAUAUCUUCACUCUGGGUGGCCGUCUUUCUUCUUCGUCUGCAGACUUUCUACCGCAAGUGUGGCCCCUCCUUAUGGACAUGGAGGAUGUUGCCCGGGCUGACAUGGACGGCCUGGAAAAGCCGCUCAAUGAGCCGCAGAGCAAGUAUUGCGGGCUCUGUUUCUCCUUUGAGAUGAUUCCGGGUGAUGCAGUACCGCAAGUCAAAAUGUACGUGCCUAUAUGGCAAUACGCUCGUUGCGAAGCCGGCGUUGUGGAGCGUUACGAGCGCAUACUCCAGACGCAGGGGAUGAUGAUGGGGGAUAACGACUUCAAAACUGCUGUCCAAAACACCUUGUGA